GUUAACUGGGUCUCCUGGGGAGGGGAAAUCGUUUCUUGAAUUGGUUAAUUGGAAUCCCGAGUUUGCAAAAUCUGUUAUUGAGGAGAGGGCUGAGGAGGAGAGCGAGCGUUUGGGAAUUAGGGUUAGGCCUAGUUUCAAUGUGGAGCUUCCAGCAGGGUUUGUGUUGAAGAAAGAGAUAAGGGAGUGGGUUAGGGAUUGCAUGGAGCUUGAUUAUGUGUCUCCUUACGAAGAUGUGCCCCAUUUAGACCAGGCUUCUAGAGAGAUGGAGAAGAGGUCUGUUGAAGUGUUCCAUGAACUGCUUUCUCUUUUCUUGCAUAAGAGGGUUCCUGUGCCGAUCCUUGGAAAGUUUUGUGAUGAGUAUAGGUUUUCCAAUGCGUUUUCCAGCACUUUUACAAGGCAUUCGGGGAUAUUCUAUUUGUCCUUGAAAGGUAGGAUUGGAACGACAGUGUUGAGAGAAGCAUACAGAGUUGAGGAGUUGGUUGACCGCGAUCCGUUGCUUCAGAUAAAAGAUAAAUUUGUUGAGUUGUUGGAGGAGGGGUGGCGGCAAAGAAAGGAGCAAUUGCGGUUGAAGCAGGAGAAGAUUAAGGAAGAUAUGGAGCUAUUGGCCACCAAAGAGUUCGACAACACGGUGCUCCAAAUAGACCUCAAAUCAAACCUGCAGUACAUCACUUGGCGGCAACAGAAUGUGGAAAACAAAUUUGUCGAGCAAUCAUGCAUGUUGCGCAGUGGUAAAGUUGUUGCCUUGUGGCUUAGAGGUUAUAGGUUUAAAUCCAAGGAAUAUAGUCUGCUCGCCCGCGGGGAUAAAGCUGCCUGCAUACAUUUAACCUCCAUAUCCUACUUGAGAGAACGCAAGAGAUACAAAAUGAAGAGGGUCAAGGUUUUCAAUUUAAUGAAUCUGGCUAUGACAUUUCUGGCAUUUGUACCAAAGAUGGAGAGUCAGGUUUUGCCACCACCUUCUCUUCAUCCACUUUGUUUAUCCCAACUAGCAUUGGUAGGCUAUGCUUGCACCGUGUUGCCUCUCACCACAACACCAGGACCUCCUCCACCCUCUCCUUCCCCUAAUGAUCAUGGUCAUAGGAGUAAUGAGCACUACAAUCUUCAAGAAAACUGUUGCCACUGGGCUAAGGAAAUAGAUAGCCAAUGUGUAUGUGAAGUCCUAGUUCGAUUGCCAACCUUCCUUACUAGACCUAUGCAUCAGUACUCAAUCAGCAUUGGAGAAUCGUGUAACGUCACUUACUCGUGCGGUGGGCCAAUAUGA
Molecule: messenger RNA, 1258 nt
Organism: Sphenostylis stenocarpa
Lineage: Eukaryota; Viridiplantae; Streptophyta; Magnoliopsida; Fabales; Fabaceae
Source: the annotation of a GenBank genome assembly